Astrephomene gubernaculifera is the source of this 1602-nucleotide messenger RNA. Lineage: Eukaryota; Viridiplantae; Chlorophyta; Chlorophyceae; Chlamydomonadales; Astrephomenaceae. The record is from the annotation of a GenBank genome assembly.
UGGAGAGCCACCGGCGAUAGGGCAUACGGUUGCAAAAAUCACAAAGACCGAAAGACGAGCACGCAAGCGUUUCUGCCGUGCAUAUGUCGCAUCAAGCAAGCGCAUGUGGCUGCUCCUUGAACACCUGUCGAGCGCAAAGGAUUUAAAAUUAUUAGCUUUAUUGCUAGCUUGUCGCUCACCGCCUCUGCACGGGGCGGAACAGCAUGAGCGGACCCGGGCCACGCCCUAGGACUUUGCGGCUACCGGCAGGCAGGGCCGGUUAUGUCCAAGCAGAAGCGGCUACUACAAGCGGCUGUGCGUGUUUUCCAGAUCGCACGCAGAGGCAGCACUGUUGCCACGCCUUUGGAGAAGUCGACAAACACAGCGAACAGGUUGAUUUAUCGGAAAUGUGGCAUACCCAACGCGGUUCAGCUAGGCCAUACAUCGACGGACCAGCCGUCGGCAGGGGGAAGCAUGGAUCGUCCACAAUUGAAGGCAUCGGCGGUGUGGCCGGGUCACUACACAGUUUCACAGGCCCUUGCGAAGCUGCCUUGCCGGGGCAAUAUCGUGGAGAUCUGCAGUCCUGGCCGGCUGUGCGCCGAUGUGGCUGCGCAGCUCGCCCUCACGGAGGCGCGCAGCGGCUCGGUGCUGUGGCUAGCAGUGGGCGCCUCGGCGGCGGAGGGCCCCGGCAGCAGCCCCUGCCUACCCAAGGUACCCGUACGACAGCCCGCCUCGCCCUACCCAUACCCUUCCUCACGAACUACCCAUCCCCUUCUAUUUUACAAACCCCCUUAUCCCUAACCUGUCCCUAACCCCAUCACUGUGUUGCCCAUGUUCUUCCCCCCUUCAUCCCCGCAUCCCUCUCUCCCUCACCGUUCCCCCCCGCCUCCCGCAGGACACGCCCAACCUGGUCUACCGGCCUUGGCCCGUCUGCACCCCCGCCGACUCCCGCGCGGCGCUGCAGGCGCUGCUGCGGGCGGUGCGCUCGCAGCGCUUCACGCUGGUGGUGCUGGACUGCGUGCCCGCCCUGGCGCCGCCGCCACUCCUGGCGCAGCCGCCGCCGCCGCCGUUGCCCUCCCUGAUGCCGUCUGCCACGCAUGGGGGAUCCAUCAACCGGCAGAGCAGCGGCCAGCAGCAGCCGCAACACCCAGCGGUGGCGGCGGCGGCGGUACCGGGAGCAGCAGCUGCCAGGGCAGCGGUGACGUCGCCGGGACACAGCAUGGGUGCUGCGUUGGGAGCAGGAGGAGGGGCGCGUACGGCACCUGCCCGGACGACGGCAGCAGCAGCGGGACGUGUGGGGUCGGGAGAGGGUGCAGCGGAGGGGCGGGGCGGCCAUGCAUCAGCAGCGAGCACGGCGGCGACGGAGGGUGGUGUCGGGACCCUGGGGCCUGUGGCUGGCUCAGCUCUAGGUCCGACAGAGGUCACCGCGUUGCGAGGUCGCGGAGUUGGGACGAGCGUUGUGGGCUGUACGGCGGCGGCAGAGGGCUAUGGAACCAACCUCAAGGUACGUGCCAGGGGGUCUGUGGCUAGGGGCUAAAAACCGCGCGCGUGCCUCUUAGUACCAAGACAGGGAACCGGAAACCUUUGUUACGCCUGCCUCCCGCUGCCACCUCUCCGCCUGAC